UGAUUUUGAAAUUGUUGAACUAAACUUAAUUUAUGUAUUAUGUCAUAAAUUCACUCUGACACGUUUUUAUCAUCGUUGAAGUAUUUGUUGAUAUCAUGCUAAUAACUUACCUCAACAAUUUACAUGAUUAGAAAGUGUGGAAAGUGCAUUCUCUGAAUGACUAUUCCCACAUGCUUAGCUUUAAAAGAUAUCAUUAUUGAAAACACACAAUGACUAGUGUAACAAAGAAAAAAUAUGUGAAAACAGAAGUUUUAAAUACAUAUGAUCUUCCUACAAAUGAACAAAAGAUAGUGAAGGUUUUGCAAAGUUGUGGUAAUAAUUUGCAUGAAGUUAUUACUCCUGAAGGAGAUCAAUUUCUAGCAAGUAUGCCCACGAAAUUCAGAAAAUAUGUUUGGAUAAAAAGAGGUGACUUUGUUGUAGUUGAUCCAAUUCUGGAAGGUGUUAAAGUUAAAGGUGAAAUUGCUAUUAUUUUACGUAAAGACCAAAUAAAGCAUUAUAAAGAACAAGGUGUAUGGCCUAAAGCAUUUUCUGACCCAAAUGAAAAAGUAGUCAGACGUUCUUCAAAUUCUGAUGAUGAUGAUGAUUUAUUUGUAAAUACUAAUAGAUGUGAUUAUCCUACGUCAUCAUCAGAAGAGGAGGAGGAGGAAGAAGAUGAUGAAGAAUCGGAUGAUGAUGAAGCUGGCUAAUAAAAUUUUAUUUGAAAAAAAA
Argiope bruennichi is the source of this 708-nucleotide messenger RNA. Its product is annotated as probable RNA-binding protein EIF1AD. Gene Ontology annotation, molecular function: translation initiation factor activity; RNA binding. The transcript is spliced from 5 exons. The coding region runs from base 210 to 686 and encodes 158 amino acids. Gene Ontology annotation, biological process: translational initiation. Lineage: Eukaryota; Metazoa; Arthropoda; Arachnida; Araneae; Araneidae. The record is from RefSeq and is a predicted model, not a curated record. Gene Ontology annotation, cellular component: nucleus.